AUGAAGGAUCUGCUGACGCCCACACCGUAAGAUCUCUGCACGGGAACCGGAUACCAGGUACCAGGCCAGCAAGUCCAGCCAGGAGAAGCAGCAACUCUCACAACCCGCUCUCAUAAAAAAGAUUACACAACAAAGCAGCCCACUCCACACAAAUUCCAGAACACUUACUAGGUGCGUUGCUUUGAAAAUGAACUACUUGUUGACAUUGUUUUCUCUCCUGUUCGUCGCAUCGGUGGAUUCUUUUUUGGGGGGCAUGGCUUGUGGCAUCUCGUCUGACCAAGCAGUUCCUUCCUCGGAUUCAACGUGCUCGCCACUGCAGGUCAACGAGAAAAUGAGUGCCAUGGAAACCGCCAAGAAAUUCGAUGCUCUGAUGUCCGAGGGCAAGAUUGAAGAAGCCGCUGCCAUGGUGACUGACGACUUUGAGUUCACAACGCCUAUGCAUACGCUGACGAAGCAGCAAUGGAUGGAAAAUGCCGAGAAGCUACACAAAGAGCGACCUGAAUUUACCGACUUUGAACCGGGUAGCAACGACAAGGAAGUCAAGCGGAGCGGAAAGAAAAGGAUGAUGAUGGUGAACUUGACCAUGAAAGAGACAUGGACGUUUGAUGAUGCGGGCAAGAUCGUGUCCAUCAAGGGAGCCAAAGCCUAAAAGCCACACAUCUAUCAAAGACGACGGAUUCGUAGAAUUCAUUUGCACAACAUUCAUCAAGUCAACAACAAUACACCACGCACAAAAAUCAAACAGAAAAAAAAAGCACUCCACGAACAACACCAAUCACCAACCUGUAGGGUCAUAGUCGAGGGCAUCCCUGACCAACAUCACUCUAGCUACCGGACAAAAGAAUUUAUACUCAUGCUUUCUUUAGCUAGCCUAAGAAAUUAAAAAGACAUCUUUCCCUUGCGC
This is a messenger RNA of Seminavis robusta, 904 nucleotides long. NCBI's taxonomy places the organism in Eukaryota, Bacillariophyta, Bacillariophyceae, Naviculales, Naviculaceae. The record is from the annotation of a GenBank genome assembly.